Eremomyces bilateralis CBS 781.70 is the source of this 2172-nucleotide messenger RNA. Its product is annotated as HET-domain-containing protein. The transcript has 3 exons. Bases 1 to 2172 code for a protein of 723 amino acids. Gene Ontology annotation, molecular function: ADP binding; protein binding. The record is from RefSeq and is a predicted model, not a curated record. Lineage: Eukaryota; Fungi; Ascomycota; Dothideomycetes; Eremomycetales; Eremomycetaceae.
AUGCGCCUCUUAAAGCUCAACGGCAACGGCGGGUUCAUCCUGGAGACCUUUGGAACCACGACCCCUCCUUACGCCAUACUUUCUCAUACAUGGGGAAGCGACAGCGAUGAAGUCACAUUCAAGGACGUCGUGGACGGUACUGGGAAGAAUAAGGCUGGAUACCAGAAGCUGGUAUUCUGCGGAGACCAAGCCAAGUCCGACAGUCUAUCCUAUUUCUGGGUGGACACAUGCUGCAUCGAUAAGUCGGAUACCCACGAACUUACGAAGGCAAUCAACUCUAUGUUUCGCUGGUACCAGAAUGCGACGCGAUGCUACGUCUAUCUCUCAGACGUUUCUGUACGCACGCAGGAUGGGCAGGCUACUCAUAUCGAGUGGGAGUCUUCUAUGCGCAAUAGCCGAUGGUUCGAACGAGGAUGGACACUCCAAGAGCUUCUCGCGCCGAAAAUAGUUGAAUUCUACUCCCGAGAUCACGUCCGACUAGGUGAUAGAAAGUCACUCGAACGGCAUAUCUGCGAGAAAACAGGAAUCGCUCUAGAGGCACUCCAGGGCCGUCCACUCCAUGGUUUCAGCGUCGAGGAGAAGUUUCGAUGGAUAGAGAAGCGGAAAACGACCGAGGAGGAGGACAUGGCAUACUGUCUCCUUGGAAUUUUCGAUGUUUUCUUGCCACUUAUAUAUAGCGAAGGCAAAGAGAAUGCAAUGAGAAGGCUGCGACGAGAGAUCAAGGACUCUAAGCAUAAAUCGCGGUCAUACGAAAAGCUAUCACGUACUAUCCCCUUCGAGCGCAAUCUUCGCUUCACCGGUCGCGAAUCCGAGCUUUCUAGAAUUGAAAAGCUACUUUUCCAACAUGGCCAAACCGUAAAGAUCGCAAUUACAGGACUUGGAGGCGUAGGGAAGACGCAAUUAGCGAUCGAGACUGUCUAUCGGACCAUGGAGAAACAGAGUGACUGCUCAGUAAUUUGGAUUCCCGCUACCGAUCCCGAAACCCUUCUUCAGGCGUUCUCGGCAGUCGCCGAAGAGUUGGAUAUACCUGGAAGAGACAAGCAAGGAGCGGACGUAAGACGUCUAGUUCAGAACUACCUCAGCAACGAAGGCGCGGGCCAGUGGCUGGUGGUGUUUGACAACGCCGACGACAUGGAUAUGUGGAUGGGGAAACCAGCCGAGAGACAAUCUAUCCGUCUCCUCGACUACCUUCCAAAGAGCAGGCAAGGAAGCAUCCUCUUUACUACGCGAGAUAGGAAGGUUGCUACCAAGCUGGCGUCUCAGAAUUUGGUAAAAGUCCAAGAAAUGAACGCAGAGGUGGCUUCGGAGCUAUUACAGAAAUGCUUGAUCGGACACGAUGUAGCGGCCUGCCAAACAGAUACUGAAGCCUUAGUCACACAGCUGACUUACCUGCCGCUCGCCAUUGUUCAGGCGGCAGCGUAUAUUAAUGCGAACGACACCUCGAUUACCGACUAUCUUUCCUUACUUGAUGAGCAGGAUACGUCUAUAAUUGAACUUCUGAGCGAAGACUUUGAAGAUGACGGCAGAUACCGCAAUAUCAAGAACCCAGUGGCCACAACAUGGCUGAUAUCGUUCGAGCGAAUUCAGCAGCACGAUUCUUUGGCAGCAGACUACUUAUCUUUAAUGGCAUGUAUUGAGCCAAAAGAUAUCCCGCAGAGUUUUUUUCCACCUGGCCCAUCUCGCAAGAAGGAGAUAGACGCUAUCGGGACGCUUCACGCCUAUUCAUUUAUUAGUAAACGUCCAACAGAUCUUACUGUCGAUCUUCAUCGGUUAGUACAUAUAGCUACUCGAAACUGGCUUCAAGAGAACGAUCAACUGGUCCAGUGGAAAGACAAAGCAGUCGUACGACUAGAGGAAGUUUUUCCCGACAACACCCACACCAACAGGAGCAAAUGGAGGGCAUACCUGCCGCACGUGCGCUUUAUACUACAGUCUGGCCUCCUUCAGAAGGAUUCGAAGAAGCGGACAGAUCUCCAACGGAGAUAUGGAACGUGCCUCGACGCCGACGGACGAUGGAGUGAGGCAGAGGUCGCUUAUUCCCAGGCCCUCGAGAUAGAAGAGAAGGAGCUGGGCCCAGAGCAUCAUUCAACGCUGACCAGCAUGGCCUACCUGGCGUCGACGUACAGGAAUCAAGGCCGAUGGAAGGAGGCCGAAGAGCUGCAGCCGACCUAG